This is a messenger RNA of Paramormyrops kingsleyae, 1881 nucleotides long. Its product is annotated as G1/S-specific cyclin-E2-like. NCBI's taxonomy places the organism in Eukaryota, Metazoa, Chordata, Actinopteri, Osteoglossiformes, Mormyridae. The record is from RefSeq and is a predicted model, not a curated record.
AAAAGUGCUGAAAAAUCCUUUCAAGCGUCUACCUGGUUAGCCAGAUGGCGUUGUCAAUUAUAGCAUACUUUAAAGUCUGAUGUGCUCCGAAGACAGCCGGAGGGCGGACAUGCGCACUGGCCGCCGCACUUGGCGCCAGCUGACAGCCGCUGCGCUUCGCGGAACUGUCGGGGUAAAGGAGAAUGUCCAGACGCAGUGCACGUUUAAUAGCUAAAGGUAGGAAUGAAGCCAUUCAGAAGGUCACAAGGACAAGAAAAAGACUGUUGCAGUGCGACAGACGGCAGACAGGACCUGCUACAGCUGAAACUGAACUAUUCAAGAUAAAGGGUCGUUGCUCCACAGUCAAUGACCUCCUCCCCAUUCUGACGGAAACUCCACAUAAGGAGCUGGAGGUGUCCAGGUACCUGUCCGAGGUCAGGAAUCUGAGCACAUCUCCGCUGCCUUGCCUCAGCUGGGCCAGCUCAGAAGAUGUGUGGAUUAAGAUGCUCAAUAAGGAUGUCAAGUAUGUCCAUGACAAGAGCUUCGUGCAGCGACAUCCAGGCCUGCAUCCACGCAUGAGGUCCAUACUGUUAGACUGGCUUAUGGAAGUCAGCGAGGAACACACCCUACAGCGUGAAACGUUCUACCUCGCGCAAGACCUUUUCGACCGGUUCAUGCUGACACAAGAGGCGGUCGACAAAACCAGAUUGCAGCUAAUUGGGGUCACAGCUCUGUUCAUUGCCUCCAAAUUAGAGGAAAUCUACCCUCCCAGACUUGAGGAGCUGGCUUACUUCACAGAUGGGACCUGCUUUGAAAAGGAGAUCCAACAAAUGGAACUGAUUCUUUUAAAGGCUUUGAAUUGGGAGAUCCGACCUGAGACUGUCAUCUCAUGGCUGAAGCUUUAUGUUCAAGUUUCAUCUCUGAAGGAUGACCAUAGACUCCUAGUGCCCCAGUUUUCCCCAGAUACCUACGUACGGAUCACACAGCUCCUGGAUUUAUGUAUUCUUGACAUAAACUCCUUGGGCUACCAGUAUGGAGUCUUGGCUGCUGCAGCCCUCAGCCAUUUCACUUCCUUCGACGUUGCCCAGAAUGCAUCAGGCCUGAGGCCAGACGUCCUCGCCGACUGCGUGAGCUGGAUGCUGCCGUUUAUGAGGACAGUCAGUGAGUCCCGUGGCACACGGCUGAAGGGCUUCCCGACCAGGUCUCAGGAGGAUGGAUACAACAUCCAGACCCACACGGAUUACCUGGCCAUGCUGAGAGAUGUGCAGAAAAUGCAGCUGGAGACUGUUAGCGGGUUAUCGCCUGGGGCUGAGAGCACGACCCUAACGCCACCCAAGAGCGCAGAGAAACGAUCUCCACACUGAUCCUCAGGUCUCAUCAGGGGAUCUGGAGGUGUCUCUACACCCCAUCAAAUGUUCAGAAGCUUGGAAGGCUGGUCUAACUUAUUAAAGCAUUUUACACCUCUGCAGAUUAAUAAUUAAGCAUUAAAGGUAUGCUAAUGAAUACUGCCAGCAAACAUGUACAAAAUCCUAAUUUUUAAUGCUUGAACUGGUCAGAGGCCAGUUUUGAAAGCUGUCAAUAAGUUUUGAUAUGCCAGAUAGCUAAUACUCAGUGUCUCGUUCACAGUAAUAUUUAUGUAAACUAAAUGCACAAUGUGAAGCUACAUGAAAUAUUUGUUUCAAUCCAAGGAAGGAACUAGCUUGUGUCAAACAGACAUCAGCCGUCUGUGUGGCAGCACUGCCUGGCAUUCCUGCAUUCCUGUUUUCAGAAGAAUUUAACUUUAUUGCAGGUAAACUGGGGGAAUGGGUUGAUUUUUCCUCAAUGUCUUUUUUUUUUAGCGUGUUGUACAUAAAGUCUGCGUGUGAAGCAAGUCUUAAUAUUAAAAUUUGAUUUGACUUAAAA